Molecule: messenger RNA, 2568 nt
Organism: Porites lobata
Lineage: Eukaryota; Metazoa; Cnidaria; Anthozoa; Scleractinia; Poritidae
Source: the annotation of a GenBank genome assembly
AUGAAAGAUGGCGGAUCCAAUAUGGCCGCCAAAAAGGUAAUGUCAUAGUAUAGCGGCCUCAUAGGUAGUUACAACACCUGAGUCAAACUAGUAUCCAGUUGUCAUCUAGAACUAUCAUUUAACAGUUUUUUCAAACAAUUCAUCGUUAUUACUUUAGUUAAUAUCGACCCUCUGGUUCAAAGGGCUACUUUUUCAUGUUACCAUGGCAACAAACACCAGAAUUCGUCUAAUUUUGCUACAAAAGCCUCGAAAAUCACUUGCAAAACAGUGGUACCAUUCAAUCAUCUAAACGUGUCCCCCAAAAAUGUGUAAAAACAUAAGGAAAAACGUAUGUAUGUACAUUUAUUUGACAUUGUAGAAAGCCGAGUGACGUCAUUUCAUCACGUGAUAAACCCUAUAAAACUACUCAUUUGACGUGGUUAUCAUACAUUAAAAUAAACUAGAGGAGUCAUAGUUUUUAAAAAUAUAAGCCACUCUUUGUCCCUCUUUUUGGUACCAAAUCAUCAAAUUUGAGGUCCUGCCCCUUGGACUAUACGCCUUAACGAACUGUUGCAACAGCUAGCUGGUAAGCUGAACAGCAACGAAUCCUUUGACUACCAGCAAGGAUUUCAAGUGGAUGUGGUUUUUGUCAAACGUCCACGACCAGGCAGUGGCAGAGGAAAAAAGAGAAAUGUCGGAAGAAAGUGUAUGGACAAUGAAAACAAGAAAAAAAGAUGUAUCAUUGCCAUCCAAAACGAUGAAGAUCUCUGCUGUGGGCGUGCUAUCGUGACCAUGAGAGAGCACUGCAAUAAAGAGGACUCCAAUGAUGCUUUUCACAAUUUUCAUAACAUGCGACGGGGUAGAGUUAUUCAAGAACACGCGGCCAUCGAACUGCACAGACUGGCUGGCGUGGAUAGGGGACCCUGUGGCUUGGAAGAAUUGGAGAAAUUUCAACAGUAUUUACAGCCUACCUAUCAAUUGCUGGUGAUGUGUCGCACCAAACCAUUUUUUCUGAUUUUCAAGGGACCGCCUGCCCCCAAGCAAAUCAAACUCAUUAAGUCUCACACCCAUUACGAUGGUUGUACUUCCUUCCCAGCUUUCGUGAACAAGUCCUAUUGGUGUACCUUAUGCGAAAAGGGGUUUGAUCAUGAUGAUGCUAAACAUCACCCUUGUGAAGGCCGUUCCUGUCACUCUUGUAACAGAAAGGAUUGCCCAGACUACGACCGCACCAAUCGUAACCUGCCCAUCAUUUGCAAUUUUUGUCAUUGUCGAUUUUAUGGCAAUAACUGUUUUGAUUAUCACCGCCAAAAGAAUCUUUGUCAAAAACACAGAACAUGUCUUAAGUGUCAUGGGGAAUACAAUGAGGUGAAAGGAAAAAGACAUACCUGCGGAUUUGCUGCCUCCCCCAGUUGUAAAGAGAUGGUCGACAUUCAUAUUCACAAGUGUUUUAUUCAGCCUCAUGUAGGGGAGCCUGAAGAGGAAAAAGUGGAUGAUGACGAUAGUCAAGGCAAGAAAAAAACCCUCCCUCCCCCGCUGUUCGUCUAUGCUGACAUCGAGGCCAUGCAGCUACCCGACAGGCAGUUUGAGCCUAACAUGCUUUGUUAUCGCACCCAUGAAAGUGUCAAUAUUGUGACCCACAAAGGCAAAGACUGUGUAAACACGUUUUUACACGAUUUGGAUGAUGCCACAGAGAUUCCCGAUGACGACCGUGAAAGAACCAUCAUUACCAUUUUCCAUAACCUGAAAGGAUUCGAUGGCAUGUUCAUCAUUGAUGAAAUGUAUCAACAGCAAAGAAGCAUUGAAAAUCAAUUGACCGUGGGCAGCAAAGUUUUGUCCUUUGAAAGUGGACCCCUGAUUUUCAAGGACUCUCUCUGUUUUCUGCCGAUGCCGUUGGCCUCGUUUCCAGCCGCCUUCAAUGUAACGGAACUGAAAAAAGGUUUCUCUCCUCAUGAGUUCAAUUUACCCCAGCACCAGUCCUAUGUGGGCCAAAUUCCUGCCCUUGAAUUUUUCGACCCAGAUGGCAUGAGUGAGAAAAAGAAAAAAGAAUUGGAAGAAUGGCAUGAGGAGCAAGUGAGGCGUGGAUUGCAAUAUGACUUUGUUAAAGAAAUGGAGGAAUAUUGUAAAUCGGACGUGGUGUUGUUACAAGCAGGGUAUGAAGCUUUCACCAAAGAAUUUGAACGUCACGCUGACUUCAACCCCUUUGCUAAAUGUGUGACCAUCGCCAGUGCCUGUAAUCUCUAUUGGCGGAAACACUGCCUUCAAGAAAACACCAUCGCUGUGGAACCUCUCAAAGGAUGGCGCGGGGCCAAUGUGAAUCAAUCUGUCAAGGCCUUACAGUGGCUGUAUUUCAAAGAACAAGGUCUUGCCAAGCCGGAUGCCAGUCCAGACAGAAUAAGACAUGUCAGAAACGGGGGUGAGCAGAGUGUGACGUGCGUGGAGGGCCGCUACUUCGUGGACGGAUAUGAUCCCCAAUCCAAUACGGUGUACGAGUUUCAUGGCUGUUUUUGGCACGGGUGUCCUCGCUGCCAUCCCGGAAAUCGCCACGCAAGACAUGCCGCCAAUCCAGACCGAACGAUGGAGGAGUUAUGA